AUGUGGGAGGACGAGCGAAAACGUCUGGUGCGCGUUCCCAGGCGUGCGACGCACGGCGACGACGACUACGACGAUUACGACGACGAGGACGACAACGACGAGGAGCAGGGCUACGGGGGAAACGGCCGCUCUUCCAGCGGGCGCGGCGGCUAUAGCAGGGUCGGGAAGGUGGUGGACGACGAAGAGGACGAUGAGGAGGGGUGCUUGUGGUGGUGCUGCUGCUCGUGCUUCAAAUGGCAGCGCGUGUGCGGCGUGAUGUGCGGGCUGGUUAUCCUUGCGGCGCUUCUCUACGCGCUGCUUGACGCCAGCGACCUGCUCCCGUGCGGCGACAAGUGUCUUCCCGCUAUGGGGAGCCUCGGCCCGCUCUACCAGCGUGCGGUGAAUGCCGCGCAGCAGCAGAUGGGCGGAGCGGGACCGGCGCUCCCGAAUACCGCGGAGGGCGGCGCAGGCAGCCCUGGAGUAGAUGCGCAGUUUGCCACGCCGUCGGCUGCGGAAGCUUACUUACAGCAGCAGGCGUCUCAAAACGAUGCGCUGCAGUAUCAACCAGAGCAACAGCAGCAGCAGCAGCAGUCUAUGGUUCACUUCGAGCCGCGGGAUAGCGCGCUACUAGUGCCGCACACCCAACCGGUGGAGCAGCAGCAGCAAGGGCAGGAAGGGCAAGAAGGGCGCUUCGAGUACCCCUCCAUACACGAUAACCAGAAUCAUGACGCCUCUAUGGUUGCCCAGCUAGGGCCGCAGGGGCAGCAGCAGCAGCAGCAGCAAGGGCCUGAGCUGCCGCAGGAGCCGCCGCUGGACAUGCCGUUCGUGCCGCCGCAGAAGCCGCCGCUGACCCCGCCACAAGGGCCAGAGGGAGGAUACGCGCCUCGGGUUGAUGCGCCAACGGAUGACCAGCCCGAAUGGUCCACUAUGGCCGGGCAGGAGGCGGAGGGGCACGUGGAAGAAGCGAUGGCGGAAGGAGAGACAGGGGAGAACGCGGAGAAUGCGGGGCAAGCGUUCACGGAGCAGGCUCAGGCAGAAGCGCAACAGGUGCUCGCGGAGGAGGCGCAGCAGCAGCCGCCCGCAGCGCAGUGGGGGGCAGAUUCCGCUCAGGGUGGCGCUGGGACGUGGGGAGCGGAAGGCGGAGCGGGCGCCGCGGAAGGUAUGCGCGGAACGGCGGUGGAUGGGAUCGCGGAAGAGUCGCGAGGGUACAACACUGGCGCGGGCGGGGAAGAGUUUGGCGCAGCGGAAGGCGAAGUACAGGCGGAGCGACAAGUCGAGGCGGAAGGGCUGGUAGCAGCAGGGGGGCAGUCGGAGGCGGGGAAGCAAGUUUCGCCGCAACGUCAAGGAGUUGCGGAAGGUACAUUGGCGCAAGGACAGGAAAAUCGCGCACGGACGGCGCUGCCAAGUGCGCCUGUUAAUGCGGCGGUCGGGGAGGCAGCAGGCGGGUCUGCGGGGAAGGUUGCCGGGAGUGCAGGGCAGGCGGAACUCCAGGGGGAGGUGGAGGCGGGCGGUUGGGCACAGAUUCCCGAUGCACGUACUGGUUCGGGCAAUGCGACAGGCGCUACGGAUGUUCCUGCAAGUGCUUCCGUGGCUGGUAAAAAAGCCGCAGCUACAAGCAGUGGCUCUGGCGCUGGUUCUAGCACUGCUGCUUCUGGCCCAGUCUCUGCUACAGUCGCUGGUACUUUUCCUGCUACAACCGCUGCUGCCGCAGCCUCUGCUACAACCUCUGCCACAACCCCUACUGCAACCUCUGCUACAGGUGCUGCAUCCCCUGCUACAACCCCUGCUACAGCCGCUGGUGCAUCACAAGCGUCCGCCUUUGGACACGUGGCAGGCGGGGUUCAGGAGCUACAGGCGGAGGGGGAAGCCCGGGCGAGAGCGGAGCAACAGAGGAAGAAGGGGGAGGGGAGCGGGGGAGGUGGAGGCGAGGCGCAAGGAGAUGAGGUCCCUGACGACGCCAUGGCUGCUGACUUCCGCCCUUGCAUUGAGCCCAGCAAGCUUGCUGCUAUGGCUGCGCAGUCCUCGUGGCCGUAUCUCGCGCUUUUGGGCGUGCGGCCAGGCUUUACACGUCAGCAGGAGGCGCUCUUACGUGGCUUGUGGGCGGCAAAGGCGACGGGAUCCGUGCUGCUGCUGCCGCCCUUUUUCCUCAGCUUUGAUUCGGGCGCAAUGAAGCAGACGAAGCUGCAGCAGUACCUUGAUACAGACAGACUCGUUACUCAUAUGUACUGCGCAUCCAAGUCCUGGGCAGUUGACCAGCUACCGGCCUCCAUCAUCGCCUCUCUCCCUGCGAACGCCACGGCUGGCAACAUGCCGGCACUCAUUCAAGCUCUGGGGCCCGCAGCCCAGCGCAUCCCUGCCAAAGUCGUUGCUGCCUUGAGCGCCGGUGGCGGUAGCAGUGGUGGUGCAAGCGGUGCUGGUGGUCCCGGUGGUGAUGCUGCUUCUGUCAUUGCUGCUUGGAGUGAGAAGAUGAGAGACGAUGCUGCAGCUGGGAAGGUGAAGCUCAUUCUGCUGGAUGCGGACACGCCCAUCCCCUUCACCUCGCGCGACCAGCAGCACCUGCGCCGCAAUGGCCUGGCCGCCAUGCGCCCUGCGCAGCCCAUUGCAUCGCUCUCCGCGCACCUCCUGCACCUGCUGCGCAAGACGCACGAGGCGCAGUUCGGCGAGCUAGUCGGCUUCUCCUUCGCUGUUCGCGCAGCCAUCCUGAACCGUCUCACCUCCGCCUCGUUCCACAUCACCACUCGCGACGCCCUCUUGCGCUCCGACCGCUCGGCAGCAAGCUCCGACGCGCAGAGGCUCUUGUCUGCCCUCCAUCCGGAGCAUGAGAUGCAAGCAGCGGUGGAACAAGCAGUGGCGAGGGAGGCAGCGGUGUUCUUUGGACCGGCAGAGUCGUCCUUCUCUUCUCUGGUGUUUGAGCUCAGGUGCUUCACACACCCGCCGCUGCUGGAGGGCGGGGAAGGCGUGGCGAUGCGUGCGACUGUGUUCUACGAUGUGGGUCCGUCUGCUGUGCCGUGCCGUGCUUGA
This is a messenger RNA of Closterium sp. NIES-65, 3000 nucleotides long. The record is from the annotation of a GenBank genome assembly. Lineage: Eukaryota; Viridiplantae; Streptophyta; Zygnematophyceae; Desmidiales; Closteriaceae.